AUGAGACCGUACAAGCGGUGUAUCGAGUUGGAGUACCCACUUCUGGCAGAAUACGAUUUCGGAAAUGACACUAUGAAUCCUAAUCUUGGAAAGACGUUAGCUGGGGUAACUACGGUCACAACUGUUAACAAGAGAUGCCUCUGUUGGGUUAACUCCAAUGUGUCUGUCGAGCAGUGGAAAGCUCAGUUCAAGCCUGUCGUCUACAUAAGCACUUACUCAAUGCUGGCCUAUCCUGACAAGCGCACUUAUGCAGCCGAAGAGGCAAUGAUGUUUAUUCAGAGCCAAGAAUGGGGCCUCCUGCUGUUAGAUGGUUCGAAGAUCUAUGAGGCUAAUUGGAAGGAACUGGAUGAACUAUUAUUUGAGAUUGCUCGAGGAUUACAAUUUGCUCUCAUGAAUCCCAACAAUUUCCCAAUUUGUCGGUUUCUCAUCCAAUACGGCGAUACAAGUCGCAAUGAACGUAUCAAAAUCUUGCAAAACUUCCAGUACAUUCCGCAUGUGAAUACAGUUUUUGUAUCCAAGGUUGCUGACCAUUAA
Cylicocyclus nassatus is the source of this 534-nucleotide messenger RNA. The record is from the annotation of a GenBank genome assembly. Lineage: Eukaryota; Metazoa; Nematoda; Chromadorea; Rhabditida; Strongylidae.